UUGUUUGUCAGAUCUCAGUCUUUUGUGUUAUGUUGUGAACGUCGGGCAUUUGAACUGUUUUAAUAGUGUAAUCUAAUAAAAAACUGAACAAAAUUAAAAGAAAUGUCUAACGAAAACACGCUAGACUUACAUUACGUUCAUCAGUCGUUCCAAAGGAGCCUCAAAGAAGAGGAUGAUGUUGUAAUAGAGGCUUACAUAGAUGGCUAUAAUGAGCUGGUCAAGUUCUUAAAUCUUAUCGGAUCAGUAUUUUCAUUCGUAAGUAGUGAUGUUAAGAGUAAAAUAAAGGUGAUGGAAAAACACAAGGAAGGAGAAAAUGCAAUUUAUUACGAAUCCUUUAAGAAGAUGAUGAAGUAUGAGAAAGAGACUUGUUUGCACGAGAAGAGUGGCUUCGUAUCUGGCUCUAGAACUAUGCUCAGAUUACAUAGAGGUUUAGAUUUUAUUAGACUAUUUCUAAAGAGAUUAAGCGAGGCGGAUGAGACAAUGAACACUUGCACAACCUGUCAGGGCUCGUACAACGAAACACUGGCCGAGUUCCACCCGUGGUACAUUCGGAAAGCCGCCACCUUGGCCAUGCACGCGUUGCCGACAAGACCAGACUUAUUGAAAAAGAUCUUUGGCACUGACGAGAAGUUAUCAGCGGCGUUGAUAGUGCUCCCCCAAGCCCUGACUUCAUGCGACGAGGUUUACAACAGGGUACAACAGUUGUACACGGAGUUUGAAUUCCAUGAGCUACCUUAGUAAGGUACAGUUUUGAAUAUCGUCAGUAAGAUGUCAACAGUUACUCGUGAUGAUGGAACUAAAACCCCUGGAUAUGAAAAGUCUUUAAAUCUCUUUCAAAUUAGGCCAAUUGAUACUGUCGCGACUUGAUCGAUCGCGAAUCACAGUGAAUAAACGACGCGCUCAACCAAUAGCAGCGAAGAGUCUUUGACGCCAUCUCAAACGUCACACGUCACCAAGCCUAUCACAGCGCGUGUGCUACAUCGCGCAAACAAAGAUUUCACGGAUUGGAGCAAAAAUACAAACUCCGACUCAACAUCGUCUGUCGUGCGGUUCCUAUAACAACAGUGGUGACCCCGUCAUGAUUAGACGCAACCUUCUUCAUCAUAAACUCAAAUCCUCUCCAUCAUUA
Molecule: messenger RNA, 1129 nt
Organism: Amyelois transitella
Lineage: Eukaryota; Metazoa; Arthropoda; Insecta; Lepidoptera; Pyralidae
Product: ceramide-1-phosphate transfer protein
Exons: 4
Coding region: 103-738 (211 amino acids)
Biological process (GO): ceramide transport; intermembrane lipid transfer
Cellular component (GO): cytosol; membrane; cytoplasm
Molecular function (GO): ceramide 1-phosphate transfer activity; ceramide 1-phosphate binding
Source: RefSeq, a predicted model, not a curated record